This is a messenger RNA of Prorocentrum cordatum, 6695 nucleotides long. Lineage: Eukaryota; Dinophyceae; Prorocentrales; Prorocentraceae. The record is from the annotation of a GenBank genome assembly.
AUUUUGGCUCAAGCCCGCGCGCUCCCGGGCUUGCGGGGUGGGGGGGAGCGAUGGCGCCGCUCCGCCGGGAGGGGCGGCUGCGCGUGGCGACCACAGCCGCGCGUUUGCACGAGCUGCCGCGCGGCCCGCCAGCGCGCCGCGACGCGCAGUGCUACGCCGCACAGGACGGAGUGAGCUACGCCGCGGGCGCCGCGCUGGAGUUGUGUUUCCUCUCACACGGUUGGGCUGCCGCACCCGCCACGCACAUGCCACACCGCCAGUCCCCAGCUGGACCCGCCAGAGCAGGCGAGGCGCCAGACAGGGGGCGCCUCGGUGCAGACGGCGGGCUGCGAACCUUCAAGCCUCCGCCCCGCUCCGUUCUGGGCGCGGUGCUGCGCAUUCAGGGCUUCAUCCGCGGCCGCGCGGCGCGCCGCUGGCUCGGUUCGUCGGCGGUGGUGGACAGGCGGAGCUGGCCACGGGACGGCGCUGCCCCUGACCCAGAGGUGGUGGCGCGCGGCGACCGCGCGGGCGAGGGCGGCAGGACACGACCUGCUAGGGAGCUGCCCGCCCGCCUGCUGCCCGUGGCGCAGGACGCCUGGGGCGCUGCGGGUGCGGCGAGGCGCCGGCCCCCGGCACUGCGGCCGCCCCCUCCAGCCGCACGGGUCAGCGAGCCCAGCCCCUACGACAUCCCGCUGGCCAGGGCCGUGCGCCCGCAGGGCCUCGCCCAGGAUGGGCCCUCGGGCGAGGCCUCCUGGCGGGGGACUUUUGACCUGCUCCUCGUCGAGGCCGUCCUGAUGAAGCGGCGGGCUGCCCCCACGUCGGCCUCGGCCGCCCCACAGGCCGAGGGCUGCCGGCGGGAGGACGUCGUUGCGGAGGCACGGGAGGUGAGCGUCCACGAGGGGCUCUCCGGGCCCUCCGCAGAGGCUGGCGGGGCCCCCGCAGCUGGAGAGGAGAAGGAGGGAGCGGAGGAAGACGACGGCGGCGCAGAGGAGGGCCGCGUGCAGGGGGCGCAGGACGAGGAUGACGGCGGCGACGAGGAGGAGGGCCGCACGCAGGGGACGGCGGAAGAGGAGGAGGAGGCGUCCCACGGCGCCGAGCUCACCCUGAUGCCCUCGGCCGCUGCUGGCCAGUGGCCACGAGCCCUGGAGGAGGAGGACAGGGAGGAGGAUGCGCCUUUCUGCCUCUCGGAUCUCCACGUGCCCGCGGUCGCAGCUGAAACCAGUCCGCCCGUUGAUCGGGGCGACCUCUCGGGCGAUCUGGAGUACACCCCGGAGCAGCUCGAGGAGAGAUUUCUCGAGUCACUCGCGGUUCUCGACAGCGUCGAGGCACACUUGGACCUGGUGGACGGCUUGAAGGCGCAGCGUACGAAGGCCGCGGGACGGCGCGAAGCACUCACCGCCGCUGCCCACUGCGAGCAGGAGGCGGCAUUGCAGCAGCAGGCCGCUCAGGAGGCAUAUUUCCUACAGGCCAUCCGGCAGCUUGAGGCCGAGCACUCGGAGUGCAUGCGCGAGCUCGAGAUCGGCAUCGCAGCCGCGCAGGAGCAGGUUGACGCCGCGCACCGGGCCGCUGAGCAGCGCCGCGAGAGUGACGAACUCCUCCGACGCGAACGGCUGCGCGGACAGCGUGACGCUCUGGAGGCGGAACGCCGCCACGCCGAGCGCGAGCGGAAGCUGCUGACAGCCGAGGCGGCUGCACAGGAGCUGGCCGAGCGCGAGAGGCUCUCGGCGCUGCUGCAGGGCCUGGAGGAGGAGCGGCGGCGCCAGGACGCGGAGCGCGGGCGCCAGGAUCUGCGCCGGGCCGAGCUCCAGCGGGUGGCAGAGGAGCGCCUGCAGGUGCGCGCGCUGCGGCAGGCCGAGCGCUUCGAGGCGGCGGAGGAGCAGCUGGAGCGCGAGCGGCGCGAGGCCGCCGCAGAAAUCGCCGCCCAGGCCACCGCAGCUGGCGAGCGGCUGGCCUCGGAGCAGGCCCAGCUCGUGGGCGAGCUGCUGGAGCGCCUGGAGCGAGAGGCCAGCGAGCGGCAAGCGGCGUCGGCAGGUGAGCUGGAGGAGAUCCGCCGCGAGCUCGAUCGCCUGAGGCUGGAGCGCGAGCAGCGUGCCGCGUCACCAGAGGGACGGCGGCGCCCCGCGGCGCCCGUGGUCGUGGAGGCUGGCUCGGCCAUCGGCGACGCGAUCGACGUGUGCGGCGCAGGAGCGCGUGGCGGUUCUAGUGAUCUCGCGGGCCGCCGCAGUGCGGUGCCUGCGACGGCCGCAGGGGGCACCCAGUCCGAGAGCGACUACGGGGACGACUUCGAGGAGGACUUCGAGGAGGAUUUUGAGGACGAAAGCAGCAGCAGCGAGGACGACGCUGGCAGGGAAGGCAGCCGCAGCAGGCCCGGCAGUGGGCCGAGCAGCGUCAGCUCGGGUGCGAGUUCUGGCUCAGUGGCAGACGAGAUCGACGUCAUCUCGGAGCGGGGCCGAGGGAGCCUCCCAGGCAGCUCCUCAGCCAGCGAGAUCUCGGAGGGCGCAUCGGGCCUCUCGUCGCAAAGGACGCUAAGGGCAUCAGGAGCGCCCAGCGCCUCAAUCGAGGACGAGGCGGGGGACGCCUCUGGCACCCGUGGGGCCCGCAGUGCCUCCGCGCCGCCAGAGUCGGUGGCGCUGGAGACGUCAGGAGCGCCCAGCGCCUCAAUCGAGGACGAGAUCGGGGACGCCUCAGGCACCCGUGGGGCCAGCAGUGCAUCGGCGCCGCCAGGGUCCGUGGAGGAGGAGCAGGAGGAAGAGGAGGAGGAGGCUCGGGAGGCCUCCAGCGCCUCCUCCGCCGAGAGCGUGCCAGCCAGACGGGAGGCGUCCACCGUGGAUGACUCCUCCGAAAUAGCCGACGAGUUGGCGGCGAGCAGGUCAGGCACCAUCAGUGGCUCGGUCGAGGACGACGUCGAGGAGCCUUCAGGCGUCAGCUCCUCGCGGAGCUCGCGGGACUUGCCCGGGUCCAUCUCCGACGGCGACGUGCCAGAAGCCGUGGACGUCGACGCCAUCCCCAUCCCGGCCGCAGGCGUGUCCGAGUCCGACGAGUCUGUGGCGAGCGGCCCGACCGCGGAGGAGGCCCCAGAGGUCUCCGCCGACGAGGCGCUCUCUGCGCCAUCCUCCGCGAGCGCAGGGGCGGCGCCCGGGGAGGUGCCGCAGGUCUCUGCCGACGAGGCGCCUUCUGCGCCAGCCUCCGCCGUGCCCUCCGUGGCGAGCUCAGGGACGGCGUCGGUGGACGUGCCGCAGGACUCCUCCGGGGAGCUCUCCUCGCUGGAGGGGGCGGGCGCACCGGCGCGGUCGCGCGCCAGCGACAGCUCGGUUGCUGAUGAGGUCGAGCCUGCCGCCGUGGGCGGCAGCCUCUCGGAACUUCGCUCGAGCACGGCUCGCAGUGGCUCCCCGAGCCACGCGGCGGUGGAGGAGUCAUACUCGCAGCAGUUCGCGGAUGCCACGGUCGGUUCUGCCUCCGAGGUGCCCUCCGAGAGCGCCGGCGCUGGUGAGGUCGACGAGUCGUAUUCGGAGCAGUUCACAGAUGCGACCGCCAACGACGAGGCGGAGUCUGCCUUGCUAGGACGAUCACGAGGCUCCGUUGGCCUCAUAGCAUCCAUAGCCGAGGAGGAAGAGGGCUCGGCACCAGACAGUGGCGGCGAUUCAUCAGCAGGUGACCUGGCUGAGGCGUCUGCUGCUGGAGAUGCGGGCGCGUCGUACUCGCAGCAGUUUGCGGCUACGUCUGCCGACGAAGACGCGGAGUCCCUCUCCGUGGGGCGAUCCAGAGGGUCUGCCCAGCUCAUCACGUCCAUAGUCGAGGAGGGGGUGGACGAGGAGAGCUCGACAUCUAGUAGCGCCGUCGAUCCGGGAGUGCGGUCGGCCAGCGGUGAGGCCGCUGCAGACGCCGCGGAAGACACCGGCGGCUAUUCCGACGAGUCGUUCGCCUCGCCGCAAGGCAGCCUUUCCGAGGAGGAGCCCGAGGGCGAGGUGCCCGCCUCUGCGGGCCGUGCCAAGCCCGGCUCGCACUCAGCCGCUGGCGGCCUGGAGGAGGAGGAGAGCGAGAGCGCCUCCAGCUCGGGCAUCGUGCGCCUGCGCGCCGAGGUGGCCGGGCAGCGCAGGCUGGCGGCCCGGCUGCGCCGGGGCCACGAGCGCCGGGAGCUGCUCGCCGAGCAGGCGCGCCUGGCCCUCGAGAUCGAGGCCCUGCGGGCCUCCGAGCCCAGCGGCCAGGGCGAGCCGCCUCCGGGCGGCAGCGCGCGCGGCGGGAGUGGUGGCGCGGCGGGGCCCUCUCCCCGCGGGGCCGUGCCCUCCACGCAGGCGGCGGGCCCGCGACACGCCGCGGACAUCGGUCUGGGCGGCCCCGUGCCCGCGGGCGAAAGACCGUCGGCCCAUGCCGCCGCCGGCAGCCAGCGCCGCCCGUCCGACGCCGCGGACGCGUCGAUGGGCUCGAGCGUAAGCGGCUCGUCCCGGGGAAGGCCGUCGCGGGCGCUGGCCGAGGCAAUCCGGAUGGAGCGGCAGGUCUCCAGAGGCGCCAUGGAGGAGUUCGACGACCUCUGCCGCUCGAGCCGCGUGUGGUCGAAGGCUGAGAGCGAGGAGGCCGAAGAGAUGUCUCGAUCGAGCGAGCGCGGGGCCAAGGCUACCUCCCUCGAAAGCAAGGCCGAGGGCGAGGCAGCCGAAGAGACGUCUCAAUCGAGCCAGCGUGGGGCCACUGCUACCUCCCUCGGAAGCAAGGAGAGUCUCGCGCCAGACGUCAGGGGCCGCGGGGAGGAGGCCGGGAGGCAGCGCGCUGCGCCAGCCGCAGUCUCCGCCGGAGAGCCCGCAGGCUCGGGCGCGGCACUGCAGGAGGGCGCCGCGGAUGUGAAGAGCACGCCGGCCACAGACGGCGCAGCCGCCAAGGAGGCAGAGGGCGCCGAGGAGGACGAGGAGGAGCAGGAGGAGGAAGGCGCGCUGGCCGCGGAAGAGGUUCUGGUCGCAGGUUGCGCUGCGGAUGGCCCAACUUCUGAGGGGCUGCCAGACAGCUCCACGGCCAAGGAGGCGGCGGCGUGCGCAGAGGUUGCAGCCAGUGAUGCCGGCACCGCGGCUGCAACAGUUGCAAUGGACGCCCUGGUGGGGGGUGUGGCAGCCGCGGGGGAGGUGCCUGCCGCGAGGGGCGCGGAGGACGCGCCUGUCGCAGAGGGCGCCCUGGCCGAGGAAGCUGCUGCGCCCGAUGGGGGCGUGGAAGGUCCGUCGGCCGCUGUGGCCGCGGCAGCUGCUGAGGAAGCGGAAGGCGUACAUGUCCAGCGCGAGGAUGGCCAUGGAAGCUGCGCGGGGGAUUCUGAGGAGGGGGAAGGCCGCGCCGAGGCUGUCGUGGGCGCCGAGGGUCUCGUGAGCGCCGAGAGAGCUGACAGCACCGUUGGCGCCAGUGAUGCUGUUAGCACCAAGGGCGCCGUGGAUGCCUAUGCAGAGGGCGCCCCGGAUACCCUACUUGCUUCCAGUGGGGCAGCAGCCGACGGCACAGAGGUUGCCAUUGAUGUCGAGGGCGAUGAGGAUGCCAUGUGUACCGAGGGCGUCGAGGUCGUUGAGGAGGAUAUCGGGGUCGACGAGGGCACCGAUUUUGCUGAGGGCGCUGAGCGCGGCGUGGGCACUGACGCUGUUGAACGCGCCGCGAUCAUCGACACAGAGGGCGUCGUAUCCGCUGCAGGCGGCGGCGCCGUUAACGCUGAGGGCGCCGAGGGCGCUGCUGACCCCGAGGAGGCCGAGAGCGCAUUUGGAGCGGUCGGGUCGCCCGCGGUGGCGAGCGCCCAGGGCCAAGUCGAUACACACAGCCCCGCCCUCUCGCGCCUGGCCGACGAGGUGUCCGAGCAGUUGCUCCAGGGGAUGGUGAGCGAGGUCGCCAUCGAGGCGCGCUCGAGACGCAGGGCGGCAUCUGCCCAUGGAAGGUCCGAGGGUCCAGCCGGGCGUGGCGCGGAGGCGCGCGGCGACGAGGCGUGCGCCCAGUCGCCGUCGGCACUGCGCGGCGCCGUGGCAGACGGGCUCCUGGACGAGCUGCUCGGAGAGCUCUCUCGAUCGCUGCUCGCCGGUCCAGCUGGCGCCGAGCUCAUCGAGGCCCUGGCCGCUGGCCCAGGCGCGCCGUCGCCUGCGUGAACAUCCCGGCCCUGGCCAGGUGGGCUGUCCAGACUUCCUGUGAGCGACGCAUAGAAACGUGGCCAUCUUCACCGACAAUGGCGCGUAAUCGGCCCACGUCGGGUCGCGCGUAAGCACCUUCGUUGCCAAUGUGACGUACCGCGCUGGCGGCCCGCGUAAGCCACCGUGUAAGGUCGCUAUGCCUAAGACCCGUUUCUUUUCGUCGCUCUUGCGGCGGCGAAGCCUUCUGCUGGGCGGUUCAGGCGCCGGCUGCCUCCCGCUAAGCGGGGGGGAGGAGGCAACGGGUCGGCGCAUGCGCACGAGGGUCUGGCGAUGGUCAGGACGUCGGUGCGCCGCUGGGGAACCCGGUGCCGGCUCGCCGCGCCGCGGUGGCAGCGCUUGCCGUGCACAGAUCAGGGCCGCGGCCUGCUGCCGGCCGGGGGCCGCCGGCAAAGCCACGGGCGAGCCGAGGAGGAGGCGCGGCUCCCAUUGCGAGACCACCGACGCCCCAGGGGAAAGCGGAGGCUCGUGCUGGUCGAAAACAGGCAUCCACGUACUCAUCCCAGGGGGGCGAUUUGUCUUCGGCACUUGCGCAGUCGAACCCUUGCAACGCCUGUUUCGAAUGCCCCUUAUUCUCCU